AUGGGGAAACACAAGAACGAGAAGGAGGAGAAAGAGAAGCAUGGAAGAUACUUUAGAAGAUGCCAUCUUAGUAUUGUCAUCACUGAUUACUUCUCGAAACUCUUCACUACAACCAACCCGCCACCAUCAAAUGUAGUUGACGAAGCACUCUCCCAUACAGUCGAAGGCAACUAUAAAUGUUCCCUAGCUGCCAUCCCCACACCAAAAGAAAUAAAGGAAGCUGUCUUUUCAAUCCAUCCGGACAAAGCUCCGGGGCCGGAUGGAUUCUCUUCGAGUUUCUUCCGUACUAACUGGGAUAUAGUCGGACCAGCAAUCUCUGAGGAAAUAAUUGCGUUCUUCCCACACGAUACCCUGCCUCUCAACUUUAACCACACGCACAUGCGGCUCUUCCCGAAGAUAUCGGGACCCGAAUCGGCGGCUGACUACAGACCCAUUGCAUUAUGCAAUGUCUACUACAAAAUAGUGUCGAAGAUACUAACAAGGCGGCUGCAACCUGUUCUUGACACUAUUAUCUCCGAGAACCAAUCAGCUUUCAUUCCGGGGAGAGCAAUAGCGGACAACAUCAUGAUCACACACGAAACGCUACACUACUUGAAGCGAUCGGGAGCUACAAAGCACUGUGCCAUGGCCGUAAAAACGGACAUGAGCAAGGCGUAUGACCGGCUUGAGUGGAACUUCGUGGAUGCUGUUUUGAAACGACUGGGGUUACACGACGAUUGCAAACGCUGGAUCAUGCGAUGCAUUACAUCCGUCACAUACUCUAUCCUGCUGAAUGGAGAGGCGCAGGGAAUGAUCACACCAACCCGCGGAAUCAGACAGGGUGACCCCCUUUCCCCGUAUAUCUUCAUACUAUGCAGUGAGGUUCUUUCUGGACUCUGCUCAGCUGCACAACGCCGUGGCUCUCUCGCUGGAAUCCAAGUAGCCAGGGGAAGUCCGAAGAUAAACCAUUUACUUUUCGCCGACGACACCAUGUUCGUCGUCAAGACCAACCCAACGAGUGUCACUGCCCUUCGAGACGUGCUAAGGAAGUAUGAAUCUGUGUCGAGACAAGUGAUUAAUGCAACAAAAUCAUCGAUCACUUUCUCUAGGAAAACUCCAGCUGAGGUCCGGGAAAGAGUCAAAGCUACCUUGGGAAUAUCCAAAAAAGGAGGAGUGGGCAAAUACCUAGGACUUCCAGAACAUUUUUGCAAGAAAAAAAAAGACAUGUUCACCUCUAUUGUGGAUAAGAUCAGACAAAAGGCGGCAAGCUGGAGUACAAGACAGCUCUCGGCCACUGGUAAACUUGUAAUGAUCAAGUCAGUAUUAUCGGCGGUUCCCUCUCACUCAAUGAUGUGCUUCAAGCUACCCAAAAGUCUCACCAAAAGGAUCCAAGCCGCACUGACAAGAUACUGGUGGGAUGCAAGCCCAGAAGAGAGGAAAAUGUGCUGGGUCGCCUGGUCGGAAGUAACAAAAUCUAUGAAAGAUGGCGGACUGGGCUUCCGGGAAGUUGAAGCUUUCAACGACGCCCUCUUGGCAAAGCAAAGCUGGAGGAUACAAAUGAAACCGGAUUGUCUCCUCGCUAAGCUUCAAGCUCUUGCUCACAUGGUUGGCGAAGUGUUUUGUGUGGAAGAGACCUACUGCUGGAAAAAAACGGGGAAGGUGAUUGGGAAUGGAGCUGAUACUCGUAUUUGGGAUGAACCAUGGAUAUCUACUUCUGAGCUAGCCCAACCAAUGGGACCUCCGGAACUGGCAACAAAGGACCUCACAGUGGCGGAUUUAAUUGAUCAACCUUCGGGAACUUGGAACAGAGAGCUAGUUUCUCAUAUCUUCCCAAUUGAAGCACCAUCAAUACUUUGCCUUAGGCCUAGUACCUCGGGUGCCCUUGACAAGCACUGCUGGUUACCAACAAAAGAUGGAGAAUACUCCACCCGAACGGGCUAUUUCACUGCACUGGAGAUGAAGAUCACAAGCAACCUGCCUCAUACAACUCAAACCAACGUGGACUGGAGGAAAGAUAUUUGGACAGUGCCUCUACCUCCAAAGCUUCGUGUGUUUCUGUGGAAAAUCACCAAAGGAGCAUUGCCACUAGGGGAAAAUCUGGAAACUCGAGGAUUGACGGAGAACCUCACAUGUACUCAUUGUGGUAUGAAGGAAACAGCCUCACAUCUCUUUCUUCACUGCCAAUUCGCAGUUGACAUCUGGUCUGCAGCUCCAAUAAGCAACUUAGCGGUCAUCACCACAGCAUUGGACUUCGAAGAAGCACUCAAACUUGGAACAAAGCUGACUAACCUACCCCCUACAGGACUUCACAUGGGACCUCUGUUCCCUUGGAUUGUUUGGAACAUCUGGAUUACACGAAAUUUGAAGAUCUUCGAAAACAGGGUUUUCAAACCAGCGGAGACACUCUCGAAAGCAAUAGCAGACGCGCGUGAAUGGCAAGAAGCACAACCUGGGCGACAAACUGGGCCAAAACCACAUCUACAGGCUUCGACGCUACCAUUGCCUCGAACGGACGCCUUGAUUAUCAACACUGAUGCAUCAUGGAAAAAAGAACUCUUUUCUGCAGGAUUGGCUUGGGUUUUCUCAACACCAUCAGGACAUGUGUUACACCAACAGGGCCUAUUCGAAGAUUGUGUAAACUCAGCUCAGAUGGCGGAGGCCUUAGCGAUAAGGGAAGCUCUACGCCAAGCCAAAGCACAAGGUUUCAACAACGUCAUCCUCAAGUCAGACGCUCAGACUUUAGUCCGAGCCAUCAACAAUCGAGAAUCAAUCAAGGAUCUCUUUGGAAUUCUUCAUGAUAUUCUUAAGUUAGCUUGUGACCUUGAUGUAAUCUCCUUUCAUUAUGUUCCUCGUUCAGACAAUAGGGCAGCUGAUGAACUCGCCAAGAGCGCGCUUCUCAACUACUCCACCUAUCCUUUGUGA
Molecule: messenger RNA, 2901 nt
Organism: Brassica napus (rape)
Lineage: Eukaryota; Viridiplantae; Streptophyta; Magnoliopsida; Brassicales; Brassicaceae
Exons: 3
Coding region: 1-2901 (966 amino acids)
Molecular function (GO): nucleic acid binding; RNA-DNA hybrid ribonuclease activity
Source: RefSeq, a predicted model, not a curated record